Molecule: messenger RNA, 742 nt
Organism: Ochlerotatus camptorhynchus
Lineage: Eukaryota; Metazoa; Arthropoda; Insecta; Diptera; Culicidae
Exons: 5
Coding region: 11-742 (243 amino acids)
Source: RefSeq, a predicted model, not a curated record
CAAAAAAAAAAUGAAGACUGGAAUUGUUUCAAUAGUAAUUUUGGCCAUUAUGGCCCUAGGUAUUUCAGAUGUAUCUAGCCAAGGAAUCAUCGUAGAUGCAGCCUUGCGAAGAAUUUUGGAAAAUUUCCGACAGUUGAUGAGAACAGGAAAUCCAGAAACUGGAAUGCCCGUCUUGGCACCAUAUUUCAAUGAGAAUGUAUUGAUGAACGUUUCAUUCGGAGGACUCUUUGAGUUUGAUGCGCGAUUCACGCCUAUUCACAUCGAAGGGUUGGAUGCCUUCCAAGGACGAUUGCAAGUUGAUCUGUCAACCCUUCAGUUUCCUUAUGAGUUCCGUUAUGAUGAUGAAAUAGUGAUGAGUGGAUUUUAUGACAUGAACGGUCGGAUGUACGGCUUGAUUCCGAUUUUCGGGAUGGGUAACUUCUUCAUUCGACCAAAGGGGGUGCACAUUAAUGGGACAGCUACCAUCACCGACGAUGGCGAAGGAAUGCUUACUCUGGCUGAUUUCACUAUUCAGUUGAUGAUCGAUUCCCUGGAGACAAAUAUCCAAGGAAUGCUGCUCGGUGGAGACUUAUCGGAUUUACUGAACGAAGUAAUUCAGGAUAUCGUUCCUUCGAUUUUCAGAAACUUCCCAGAAGGUAUGACAAAUCUAAUGUCUGCAGCCAUACUACCGAUGGCUAAUCGAUUCCUAGCUACAAGAACAAUGGAGGAUUUAUUGAGUCUUCUGUUUCCCAGAGCUAGCUAA